CAGUGGUGUCAAAUGUGUUAUAUAAAUAUCAAACAAUUUAUAAGUGAACACACAUUUUCAGUACACAUUUCCCUGGGUUUAAAACCAAAUCAUUUUAAAAUAUAUUGUUUUUAUUAAAUUGAAUUCGUGUUCAUAUCUUGUGUUCAUUUAAUUUCAAUAUUGUCUCAUCAAAAUGUGUGGAAUCUUUGCAUAUCUGAAUUACUGUGAGCCUAAAACUCGUCGAGAAAUACUGGAAUUCCUUAUCAAAGGAUUACAGCGAUUAGAAUAUAGAGGAUACGAUUCGGCAGGGGUGGCCUUUGACUUUGAUGACGGCGCCAUUGAGAUAAUCCGAAAACCGGGAAAAGUGAAGGUUCUGGAGGAAGCCAUAUGGAACCGACAGGACUUCAAUUUGGAUCAUCAACAUGAUGUGCACAUCGGUAUAGCCCAUACCCGAUGGGCCACACACGGCGCCCCAUCCGAGUUCAACAGUCAUCCCCAAAGAUCUAGUGAUAACAAUGAGUUCGUUGUCGUCCACAACGGAAUUCUCACCAAUUAUAAGGACAUCAAACAGUUUCUUAUUAAGAAGGGAUACAGUUUUGAAUCGGACACUGACACUGAAGUGAUCGCUAAAUUCAUGAAUCAUGUCUACAAUAAACAGCCCAAUAUUAAGUUCAGGGAAUUAGUGGAACAAGUCAUUCAACAACUUGAGGGUGCGUUUGCACUGGCAUUCAAGAGCAAGCACUACCCGGGACAGUGUGUGGUGACCAGAAGAGGAAGUCCACUAUUAGUGGGAAUCAAAACUAAAACAAAUCUAAUUUCAGAUCACAUUCCCAUUAUAUAUAGCUCUAAAGGUAGGGAUGAAUGAAUUUACUUCACAUAUAAUUUGCACCAUUUUUUCAUUAACUAUUUAAUCUAUUUGAUCACAAAUUGUUUGAAUGAAUGAAUGAUUGAUUGAAUGCACACAAACACACACUAAUGCAUGACAAUUAAACAAAGGGUUGUCUUGAAUGUACAUUUGUAUAGAAAUUAAAAAAAUGAGUUUAACGGCAAAGAAUUCUCUGGGAGAGGACCGGUGGGACAUACGAUCCCCUCUAAGCCGACAGAAUAGUCUAAUUCCUUCCGAUGACGACGAAGACCUACACCCCCGUCAGAAUGGCCUGUCGACCAGUGCGGUCGUUGGGGGCAAACUGGCCCGCUCUCAGUCGACCACACAAUUCACACCAUUGAAUGACGACAAAGUGGUGGAGUAUUUGUUCGCAUCGGAUGCCAGUGCUAUCAUUGAACACACCAAUCGUGUCAUAUAUCUGGAGGACGACGACGUGGCCUCUGUUGAAGACGGCCGUACGUAUUCAUAUGCAUUAUAUUCACACAUUACUGCAUGCUUUACAUUUGCCGUCACUAUUAUUUUGACGAUACAUCGACUUAAGCGCACAUUAGAUGACUCGUCUCUGCACCGGGAGAUCAUUACUCUGAAGCUGGAGAUCCAGCAGAUCAUGAAAGGCAACUUCAACUCAUUCAUGCAAAAGGAGAUCUUCGAACAGCCGGAGUCUGUCAUCAAUACGAUGAGAGGACGCGUCAACUUCGACAACGAGACUGUAAUCCUCGGAGGUAUUAAAGACUACAUCCCAGAGAUCAAGCGGUGCCGGCGUUUGCUAUUAAUUGGCUGCGGAACCAGUUAUCACAGUGUUAUAGCCGUCAGUAUUUGCACUUUUCAUUGUAUUCCCGAAUGUAAUCAAAAACUUAUUGAAACUCUUCUACAGACGCGACAAAUACUGGAAGAGUUGACAGAAUUGCCGGUAAUGAUAGAGUUGGCGAGCGAUUUCCUCGACAGACACACCCCUAUCUUCAGAGACGACGUCUGCUUCUUUAUCUCUCAAUCGGGCGAAACGGCCGACACUUUAAUGGCAUUACGUUAUUGCAAACAAAGAGGUGCUCUCAUUGUGGGCAUCACUAACACUGUGGGCAGCAGUAUAUGUCGUGAGAGUCACUGUGGGGUUCACAUCAACGCGGGCCCCGAGAUCGGUGUGGCCUCGACUAAGGCAUACACGAGUCAAUUCAUAUCUCUCGUAAUGUUUGCGUUGGUUAUGAGCGAAGACCGCAUUUCACAACAGCCCAGAAGGAGUGAAAUCGUUCAGGGAUUGAAACGACUGCCCGAUCAGAUCAAGCAAGUGCUCGAACAGGACAGCCUGGUCUUAGAGUUGGCUAAAGAACUCUAUCAACAAAAAUCUUUGCUGCUUAUGGGUCGGGGUUGGAAUUACGCCACUGUUCUAGAGGGAGCGCUGAAAAUCAAAGAGUUAACUUACAUGCACUCGGAGGGCAUAAUGGCCGGUGAGCUCAAACACGGACCCCUGGCUCUCAUCGACAAAGAAAUGCCUGUAAUUAUGGUCGUCACCAGAGAUCCUGUUUAUCCCAAAUGUAUUAAUGCCUUACAACAGGUGUUGGCGCGCGACAGUCGACCCAUAAUUAUAUGCGAGGAUAAAGACACUGAAACCCAGAAGUAUGCGUUCCGUUCGCUCCAAAUUCCACAUACAGUGGAUUGUUUGCAGGGAAUCCUAUCCGUGAUUCCCCUCCAACUGCUCUCAUACCACAUCGCAGUCCUCAGGGNUUACAUUUGCCUUUUGACGAUACAUCGACUUAAGCGCACAUUAGAUGACUCGUCUCUGCACCGGGAGAUCAUUACUCUGAAGCUGGAGAUCCAGCAGAUCAUGAAAGGCAACUUCAACUCAUUCAUGCAAAAGGAGAUCUUCGAACAGCCGGAGUCUGUCAUCAAUACGAUGAGAGGACGCGUCAACUUCGACAACGAGACUGUAAUCCUCGGAGGUAUUAAAGACUACAUCCCAGAGAUCAAGCGGUGCCGGCGUUUGCUAUUAAUUGGCUGCGGAACCAGUUAUCACAGUGUUAUAGCCACGCGACAAAUACUGGAAGAGUUGACAGAAUUGCCGGUAAUGAUAGAGUUGGCGAGCGAUUUCCUCGACAGACACACCCCUAUCUUCAGAGACGACGUCUGCUUCUUUAUCUCUCAAUCGGGCGAAACGGCCGACACUUUAAUGGCAUUACGUUAUUGCAAACAAAGAGGUGCUCUCAUUGUGGGCAUCACUAACACUGUGGGCAGCAGUAUAUGUCGUGAGAGUCACUGUGGGGUUCACAUCAACGCGGGCCCCGAGAUCGGUGUGGCCUCGACUAAGGCAUACACGAGUCAAUUCAUAUCUCUCGUAAUGUUUGCGUUGGUUAUGAGCGAAGACCGCAUUUCACAACAGCCCAGAAGGAGUGAAAUCGUUCAGGGAUUGAAACGACUGCCCGAUCAGAUCAAGCAAGUGCUCGAACAGGACAGCCUGGUCUUAGAGUUGGCUAAAGAACUCUAUCAACAAAAAUCUUUGCUGCUUAUGGGUCGGGGUUGGAAUUACGCCACUGUUCUAGAGGGAGCGCUGAAAAUCAAAGAGUUAACUUACAUGCACUCGGAGGGCAUAAUGGCCGGUGAGCUCAAACACGGACCCCUGGCUCUCAUCGACAAAGAAAUGCCUGUAAUUAUGGUCGUCACCAGAGAUCCUGUUUAUCCCAAAUGUAUUAAUGCCUUACAACAGGUGUUGGCGCGCGACAGUCGACCCAUAAUUAUAUGCGAGGAUAAAGACACUGAAACCCAGAAGUAUGCGUUCCGUUCGCUCCAAAUUCCACAUACAGUGGAUUGUUUGCAGGGAAUCCUAUCCGUGAUUCCCCUCCAACUGCUCUCAUACCACAUCGCAGUCCUCAGGGACUGUAACGUCGACUGUCCUCGAAAUUUGGCCAAAUCUGUUACCGUUGAAUAA
Messenger RNA from Oppiella nova, 3782 nucleotides. Lineage: Eukaryota; Metazoa; Arthropoda; Arachnida; Sarcoptiformes; Oppiidae. The record is from the annotation of a GenBank genome assembly.